AUGUCCGCCAUUAGGGAUAUUAUCUAUGAACCACCUGCAAAGGGUGCGUACGACGUUCUGAAGGCUACAAUCCUUCAGUUCUACACCCCCUCUAACGAGGAGAGGUUACGUCAGUUGCUGGCUCGUCACCCGAUUGGUGACACGACACCAAGCAGGCAUCUUGCGCGUCUACGCUCGCUAGCCGGCCCAGCGAACGCCAACUUUGACAUUGGCAGAGAGCUGUGGCUCGAGUCGUUGCCAUGUCACGUCCAACCGACGGUAACGGCUCUGCUGGAAGACUCCUCAAUUGAGAAAGCUGCGUCGAUUGCAGAUAAGAUAGUUGCACGUGUCGGUAAUGAGUAUAAUUUCCUC
Messenger RNA from Echinostoma caproni, 351 nucleotides. The record is from the annotation of a GenBank genome assembly. Lineage: Eukaryota; Metazoa; Platyhelminthes; Trematoda; Plagiorchiida; Echinostomatidae.